AUGUCCAUCACGGAUCACAGCCCCACCACCGGAGUGGUGACUGUCAUCGUUAUCCUGAUCGCCAUUGCGGCUCUGGGAGCCCUCAUUCUGGGCUGCUGGUGCUACCUGCGGCUGCAGAGGCUCAGCCAGUCUGAGGAUGAGGAAAGCAUUGUGGGUGAGGGAGAAACCAAAGAGCCCUUUCUACUGGUGCAGUACUCUGCUAAAGGACCCUGUGUGGAGAGGAAAGCUAAGCUAACUCCAAAUGGCCCGGAAGUACACAGCUAACUCAGAGCAGCACCUGCAGAUGGGCUCUGCUCAUGAUGUGCAACCAGCAGAAGCAUCUCCAUACUGUGAAGAACCUGGUCACGUGCACUCUUCAGAAAACACCCUGAUGAGAAUUAAAUAAGCUUUGUUUGCAACUGCAUGCACUGAGAAGUUGCACUUUGCAUCAGUGUAUCCACUUUGUAUCCAAAUUCCUCUAUGGAAGGAGCUGACUCACCUAGUGUAAUGUCCAUUGCUGGCAAUGGGCACAGGGAUAUACUGGUGUGAAGAGACUACUACUGUUUUUUGUUACUUGAAUGUUUUGCUGAGCCUAUUUUGAUGGAUCUGCUACUGCAAUGUGAACUACUUUACAACUGUGAACUGUAAAUAGGCUGCCAGAAACUUCUUGCUUUGUGUUCUGUAACAUAUGGGAAUAUGACACAACUGUGUGUAAUACACAGGGACUCCUGAGCCACUACCAUGGAUGGGACUCCAGAGCUCCAAAACCAGAUCUGCAGUUAAAGCUUGCUUCUGCUACUACACUGAGUGUGCAGCCAGAACUCCUCCUUUGAACAGUUUAUUGGACUGAUGCAGAGAAGUUCAUUUAAAAAGAAGGGAUAAACCUUCAGUAAUAUGCUGAAGGAGGAAACACAGGAGCAAGGAAGGAUAAGUUCCUUUAGCUGCAGCUAUGUUUAAGCUUUUGGCUGCUAGAACCGAGUUCUUAUGUAGCUACUGCAAGGAAACUGCCAUUUUGAUGGGUUCCAACCUGGGAACUUAUGAUGGAUACUGAACCCUCAGGGAAAGUCCAGAUGGUUUCCAGGUGUUUGAAAUGGCAGUAGAGCAGGCUUCUGUCUUCCACAGGUCUGUGUGCUGAAACUGCAUAAGUGGUUACUUAGCAAAACUGGCUUAAGUGCAAGUAGUAUGAAUUCUUCCUAGAACCCUGGUUUGUGUACUUAGGGUGUAUGUUAACAGCCUGUUACAAAAAGGUAUUUUGUAAUACAUACAGCCAGACAACUGUAGAAUUUCAGUUAAUGUAUCUUGUAUAUAACUUUUGAUGGAACUGUACUACAAGAGGAGAAGUUUCAGUCUUUUCUACUGUUGACAGGGGUGUAAGGGUUAUUGCUGGUCAGUUUGUAGAAGUUUUUAGAGAGCAAUGGCCAAGUCCUUCCAGAUAACACAUUUCCUGCCCUGUGCUGGAGAUCAGCUGUAGGACCGGUAAAAAGAUUUUAAAUGGGAAGGUCUGGACUGCAAAGGUUUGGGGAGAGGAGAAGGAACAACACUGAGCAGCCAAUGGCAGCUUAUGUAUUCUAAUUCUUUGUGUAGGCACACAUGCUUAGAGGUUACUGGCCUGUUUUCUAUUACUUUUUACAUGGCCUCCUUUGCUUAUUGAUGUUUUUAAACACUUAAUUGCCUAGCCUUAAUUCAGCUCCAGAGGAAGCAUUAGACUUGCUUCCUGUACUUACACUUAUGGAAUAACUUAAGGCCUAGCAAGCUUGCUUGAGAAUUUUAACAAUAUGCAAGACAAGAAUGGCCUAGAAAAACUGUCCCCUUCUUCUACACUAAGAUGUUGAAUUGCUUUGUUAGUGCUACAUUUGCCUUUUUAAAAUUGAAAGUUGUAAUGUGAAGCAAAAAAAUGCUGUUAGUAGUAAAAAGCUCCUGCUGUUGCCUCUUGAGUACAACAUUUUGGGUACAGCUGAUAAUGUUCUUACCCUGACACAUGCUUUUUAAAAUACCGCUCUCAAGAGACCUGCAUGUAUUGUCGGACCUGUACACUUAAAUAGCUGUAUUUGAGACCUCUUAAAAGCAAAGAAAAACAGGAUUAAUUCAGUAAGACUUCCUCGAGUUUUCAAUAGAGAACAGUUCACACAUGGCUCUUGUGGUAUCCAGUCAGAAUACCAGUAUACAAAAGUGAUACAAAGUGCUGAAGUUUGAGAACAGAACAGUUGUAACAAGAUGACUUUGUCCAUUCAAGUUUACUGAUUACACAAGUGAAGUAUCUAUUUUAAUUCAGCAAAGAGAAUGCAGUGUAAAGGGCAAAUUUCAGAAAUUAUGGAAAAGUAUAAAUCAAAGGUCUGAUUUCCCUUCUAGCAGCUUAAGAGAAAGCCAGUGAAAACUAACUGGUCCUUAGUCAGAGGUGCUGCAAACUGCUGCCCCUACAAACCAGUAUCUUUCAUUUAAAUGGGUAGGUGUUUGCAAGUUAGUGCAAUAGUAAAGUGCAGAAAGUGUUUUCCAUUCUCCUCUUCUCUUAAGAUGGGGGUAUCUAAUAAGUUGUUCAAGUAUACAAAAAUAUUCCAUUUGAUUUUUCUUUUUCUAGAUCAUGUGGGGGAAGUCUUUAUUUACAUUGAAUGUCAAUAAAAUUUGCAUAAAUACCUACCCAAUACGGCAUCACUUGACUUUGUGUAAGCAGUUAUUCUGUCCUAUUUCCACUACUGUGCUCUGUCUCUAUGGUAUCAAUAUUAUCAAUCCUUUUUUCCUCUAAAGCAGCAGUAGCUGUUGAAAGUGAUAUAUCAUUAUCUUCAGAAAGUGUUUGCUCAGAUUGAAGGGGUUCUUCAACUUCAUCUUUGCUCUGUAGCUUUCCUCCUCGUGAUGCCAACAGAAUUCUCAGUAAAGCAUUUUCUUUAAGGAGGUUUUCUGAUGCAUCAGCUAAUUCUUGAAGCUUUUCAGCCAUUUCUAACAAUUCUUGAUUCUUCUGGUCAUAUGUGGCCUGUAACUGCUCACUGUGGAGCUGCAGAGUUUUGUGCUGCUUUUCCAGUGUGUGUUUUUGCUGCUGUAGUCUCUGUUCCUCUCUCCUGGCUUCAGAAAGCUGUGCUUCAAGCUGGUCGUGGGCCUGAUGAAGGGCACUGAUUUCUGAUCUUAACUUCUGAAUUUCUCUCUCCAAGUGUGAGAUGUGUCCUUGCUGUAGAACUGACUCUUUAUGUAGGCAUUCUUUGGUACAGGGCUCUGACGAAGAAAGACUUGAGUGAUGUAAAAUAAAUUUCAGGAGAUUAGGAAGGUUAACGGAGAAGUCUUCAGGGAACUUCACACUUUGCUCCUUCCUAGAA
Molecule: messenger RNA, 3281 nt
Organism: Passer domesticus (house sparrow)
Lineage: Eukaryota; Metazoa; Chordata; Aves; Passeriformes; Passeridae
Gene: SNN
Product: stannin
Exons: 1
Coding region: 1-264 (87 amino acids)
Cellular component (GO): mitochondrial outer membrane
Source: RefSeq, a predicted model, not a curated record